Messenger RNA from Paramecium tetraurelia, 822 nucleotides. RefSeq lists its product as uncharacterized. The record is from RefSeq and is a predicted model, not a curated record. NCBI's taxonomy places the organism in Eukaryota, Ciliophora, Oligohymenophorea, Peniculida, Parameciidae. The transcript has a single exon.
AUGAAAUUCAUUGCUUUUAUCUUGAUAAUUUGUACAGCCCCUGUUAUAAACUCAUUAUCUUUGGAUUUUAGGAACAGUUGCAAUUGUUCUGAAUUAAUCUAUUUAAAUGAUUGUAUAGCUGAUAGCUCGGAUUGCGUUUGGAAUUCCUAUACUAGCGAAUGUACUGAGACAGCCUGUUCGAGCAUAGAACGCUCGAGUCACUGUCUAUAGUCGUCUUAGAGAUGCUAUUGGUACAAUAAGAAAUGCAAAAACUUCUCGUCUUGUGAAUCUAUUCCAGGGAAAAGUCAAUCAGAAUGUCUUUAAGCAAACAUUUAUUGUCCUGCCUCGAAUGGUAUUAAUUGUUUUUCCACGGAUUUCUUACAGAAAUGCUCAGAUAUAAAUGAUCCAGACAUUUGCAAUGACUAUUAUUCCUCAAAGGGUAAGUGCAUGUGGAAUGGUCAGAAUUGUAUCAUACUUAAAUCAUGUGCAGAUUUGUGGACCAACUCAACAAAAUCCUGUGAGUAAAGUGGGUGCUAUUUUGAUUAAUACUCCUAUUAAUGCCGAGACAUGACUUGUUCUUAGCUCGAAUUGCAGUCUUAAUGUGAAUUGGGGGCACCAACAAUCGGUCCAUAUUUAAAUAAUGUCAUUCCAUGUACUUGGGAUACCAAUAGUGGGUUGUGCAAAAAUGCGAAGCCUUCGGACUACAGCGUUGAUCAGUGCUAUACUUACAGUGCAAGGACUUACCAUUGGGGCAGUAGCAAGCCUAAUAGAGGAGGGUGUGUGCCUUGUGAAAGUUUUAUAUUUUCAAUUAUAAUCGUGUCAUUGAUGACGAUUAUUAUUUGA